AUGUUUGUCUGCCAACGCUCUCUCAAUCCGUGUAUGCUGAUCGACCUCCAGAUCCUCUUCCUAAUCGGCCUCACUCUCAUCAUCGGAAUCCAAAAAACAUUUGUCUUCUUCGCCAGACGUCAAAAACUAAAAGGCACUGCUGCCUUUAUGGCAGGAAUACUUCUCAUAUUGAUCCGGUGGCCACUGACUGGAUUUCUGGUUGAACUUUACGGGAUAUUCGUCCUCUUUGGCGACUUCUUUGCUACCAUAGCAUCGUUCGCUGGCAACAUCCCUGUCGUGGGUCCAUACAUCCAGAUGGCUCUCCAGAAAAUCUCGAGCGGUCGCCGGAAUGCAGAGUUGCCGGUGUGA
Messenger RNA from Cladophialophora psammophila CBS 110553, 348 nucleotides. RefSeq lists its product as uncharacterized. Gene Ontology annotation, biological process: endoplasmic reticulum to Golgi vesicle-mediated transport; retrograde transport, endosome to Golgi. The transcript has a single exon. Lineage: Eukaryota; Fungi; Ascomycota; Eurotiomycetes; Chaetothyriales; Herpotrichiellaceae. The coding region runs from base 1 to 348 and encodes 115 amino acids. The record is from RefSeq and is a predicted model, not a curated record. Gene Ontology annotation, cellular component: endoplasmic reticulum; Golgi membrane; Golgi cis cisterna.